AACAGCUUUGCCCAUUUCAACAAAUUGAGCUUUCACGAUAUUCUGAAGAUUGAAAAAAUUUGAGGCUGAAGUUGAAAUCCUGUCACUGGCUUUGAUAAUAUUUUUAUAAGACUACAAACUGUGAAAACAUUUUACAAAUUCACUAUGGAAGACCGGAUGGGAAAUAGUUCAACACUCACAUCCCAGAAAACAGCUUUAUGUCAAUCAGCAACAAAAAGUGUUGAAGAAGGAAUGAACAGCAAAAAGUGUAAAUAUAGGAGAGAGAAUGACUCAAGGAGAGAAAUGAGACAGAAAGGAGACCCUAAAAACUGGGAAAUAAUUAGAAAACGAGAUGUUUUGGACAAACACAUAUUUUAUACAAGGUUCAAUGCAUAUGAAGACAAAAUUAAUUUGUUGAUAAAUUCUCGGGAAGAAAUAUAUACUUUUUUAAAAAGAAUAGGAAUGGAUGAAAAUACUUUUCUAAAAGAUUUUAGAAAGAGAAUAGAAAAUUUUCAGAAAGACAUUAAGGAAUAUGAUUAUAGCCAAGACUUUACUAUGUUUGGAAAACUGGAAUUGUUUUUGGAAAACUAUUUAAAGACAAAUGUUUUACAAGACAAACACAAAACCAUUGAACCACCAAAAAUAAUUAAAAAAUUUCGGCCUCUUUCUCCAGUUUUGACCAGAGAAGCAAAGAUUGAGGAAUCUGGUGAAGACUUAAGCAACCCAAUAUCCAAUAUUGUUGUCAUACAAGGGGGAAUUGUAACAUAUUCCCGCCAUUGUAUGACAAUAUGUUGUAUAACAAGAGACGGCAACAGAAACGAUGUUCGUUGCUCAUCUUCUGUCACGGACUUUACUAGAAUCAGUCAAGACACAGUCCUGGCCACCCUCCCCUUUAGAAAAAUGAUUCUUAUUAUCAACCCUUUAAGUUUUAAAAUCAAAAGAAUUCAGCUAGGAUUAAUCUUGGUUUCUUAUUUGGAACAUUCUGCGCUUAUAGGUGUAGAAAUGUUUGGUCGGACCAUAUACGUCAUUGACUGGGAAGAGAAUAGAAUAAAAUACGAAUUCAUAACCAAAGAAACCCCUUCAGAUAUUGCUGUAGGAGCACAAAACAAACUCUUAGUAUCCUUUUUCAAUAUUAACAGGGUUACCUGUUACAAUGUGGAUGGCCAGCAGGUAUUUGAGGUGGAUACCAAUUCCCUGGACAUCCCAACCCACAUCUCUGUGUACCAAAACCAUUUUUAUGUCCUCCAGGGACAUAUUAUUUAUCGGAUUUCAGGUACAGGUGCUGUGACAACAAGAGAAAUUGGCAUGAAAUGCCGCCAUAUUUCUGUUGGCAAAGAAAACAUUUUUGUAACCGAUUAUUUUGAUGUCCUUCAUAUCAUUGGAACAAAUGAAGACUUUUGGCCCAGGCAGUCAUAUAACUCCCAGCUAUGGACCCCAAGAUUGAACAACUAUUUUUAUAUUGAGGAUUGCUACAAUGUUACUAAUAUUCUACCUAUGUCUACAUCUUCUAUAUUAAUAUUCUACAAGAAUAAUAAAGCUAUUUAUUCACUGAGACUGGAGAAAUAAUUAACCAAAAUAAUUCAACUUUCCUUGAGAUUCCUUCUUGCUUUUGUAGAAUGAAUUCUAAAGGAUUUCUGGUGUUUUACCGUGAAAACAAAGAAUUUCAGUGUAUCACAUGCCCUGGGCUAAUGAAAGGCCCUUUAAUGAAAGUCCAUACUGAUUACAUUAAACUAUGUCAUAUUGUAUCAAAUAAGUAUUUAGCUCUAACCACAAAUGGAAACAAACACGAGGUCCAUAUCCUCUUGAUCAAGGAAGAUAAAGUUGACAUUAUAGAAAGAAUUUCUCUGGGACAUUAUAAUGUCAGCAUUGCUGCAACUCCAAUUAAUUUUGUAGUCGUAGAUGGAAA
Messenger RNA from Octopus sinensis (East Asian common octopus), 1885 nucleotides. RefSeq lists its product as uncharacterized. NCBI's taxonomy places the organism in Eukaryota, Metazoa, Mollusca, Cephalopoda, Octopoda, Octopodidae. The record is from RefSeq and is a predicted model, not a curated record. The transcript has 3 exons. The coding region runs from base 145 to 1545 and encodes 466 amino acids.